Saprolegnia diclina VS20 is the source of this 162-nucleotide messenger RNA. RefSeq lists its product as hypothetical. The transcript has a single exon. Lineage: Eukaryota; Oomycota; Saprolegniomycetes; Saprolegniales; Saprolegniaceae. The record is from RefSeq and is a predicted model, not a curated record. The annotation marks the transcript as partial.
AUGGUCGAGGUUGACGACAUGCUCGACAACCCGCGCUUCAACCAGUGGUUCAUCAGCAACCUGCGGUGCUCCCAGGCAUCGUUUCGUCGACUCGUCGACGUUCUCCGCAACUACAUGGCUGACUACAAGUUCCCACGCUCGAAGCACUCGUUCAAGAAGAUG